AUGAGAAGUUUCUUAUUUGGAGGCUCAUCCUCUUUGGAUGAUAAUGACACGACCAGUCUCGAUAAUUUUAAAUUUUAUACCAAUGCACUUCGUUCUCGCCCACAAGGAGAUUUUAUUGAUAACAUUCAUACCAAUUGGUUUGGAGAUUUUGAUUUAUUGGAAGAGCAUCAUGGCUAUAUUCAAUAUCUAUUUCCAAUUCGAUUACAAGGCUUGAAUGGCUCUUCUCAACCUCUCACUAAAAACGAGGCUACUCUCAUGCGUGGUGAUCCAACCAUCAAGGCUCGAAUUAUCAAAUCCUAUCGAUUGAUGCUUGAUUUUUAUGGUUUGGUGUUGGAAGAUGAAGUCAGUGGAAAGAUUAGUAGAAAUCCAGUGACCUAUAAGAGAAGAUAUAGUCACUUGAACAAUUCAUUCCACAAUUAUUUGAGAAUUACAAGAAUUUUGAAAUGCUUAGGAGUGACUGGAUUUGAACAUUACAAACCUCACUUUUUAAAUCAUAUGGUUGUUGAAAUGUUUAAAUACAAUAAUUUGAUCAAUGCACGUGAUUCAUGUAUCAAAUUUUGGUUACCAACCUUGCGAAGAAGUCAAGAUUUGAAAUAUUUUGAUCAAUUAAUUGAAGAAUUAUCGAAUGGAAAGAGAAAGGUUGACAGAAACGGUAGAGACGGUUAUGGAGAUGAAGUCAACGAUCAAAGUUGGCAAACACAAUUUUAUGACAGUGGAUACAAUAUUGAUUAUGCCAAUGAUUCCUACUUUACCUCCAAAGAUGUUCUCACACACUCUGUAGAUCCCUAUGCUAAUCUCAGACAUUGA
Naegleria lovaniensis is the source of this 807-nucleotide messenger RNA. RefSeq lists its product as uncharacterized. Gene Ontology annotation, molecular function: opioid growth factor receptor activity. Gene Ontology annotation, cellular component: membrane. The record is from RefSeq and is a predicted model, not a curated record. Bases 1 to 807 code for a protein of 268 amino acids. Lineage: Eukaryota; Heterolobosea; Eutetramitea; Acrasida; Naegleriidae. The transcript has 2 exons.